Pundamilia nyererei is the source of this 1172-nucleotide messenger RNA. RefSeq lists its product as uncharacterized. Gene Ontology annotation, biological process: cell surface receptor signaling pathway; immune response; T cell costimulation. The coding region runs from base 156 to 1172 and encodes 338 amino acids. The transcript has 5 exons. The record is from RefSeq and is a predicted model, not a curated record. Lineage: Eukaryota; Metazoa; Chordata; Actinopteri; Cichliformes; Cichlidae. Gene Ontology annotation, cellular component: external side of plasma membrane.
GCGUGACUUCGCUGAGGCCAGGUGAUCAACAGAUUUGAAACGAUCUGAGUUCAGUUUCCCAGCAUGCUCUGGCUGUGGUAGAGGUGAAUGAGGGGGAAAGGUCUGUCGUGUUGCUGUGUCUGUACUCAGGUUUUAUACCUGAGGACUCCACAGUGAUGUGGACUCGCAGUGACCUCGAUCCCAAUUCAGUCCACCUACGACAAGAAGGAGGAGACAAUCUUAGAGGACAAAACCAGCAUUACAGAGGGCGCACAUCAAUGAAUCGUUAUGCUUUAAUCACAAAUGACUUCAGCCUCACUCUGACGAAACCCUCAAAGACUGACAGCGGCAACUACACCUGCUCCAUCAGUGCUGGAGGAAAAGAACGGAGACUGGGAGACAUCCAGCUGCAGGUCAAAGACCAGCAGGUGGAGGUGAUGGUGAGGGAAGGGUCACAGUCUGUCAUCCUGCCCUGCAACACAACACCUGACCUGCCCAAGAACACCACAGUGGAGUGGACUCGCUCUGAAGUUGGACUCAUCACAGUCCAUGAGUAUUCUAACAGAAAUGAUAACCUUAUGACUCAGGACGAAGUUUACAGAGACCGAACAAAGAUGAAUAAAGACCUGCUGAGAACUGGAGACCUCAGUCUGACCCUGAAACACCCCACAGAGAGAGACAGUGGAGGAUACAUCUGCACCAUCUACAGGGACAAAGACAUCCUGAGACAGAAAGUAGUGCUGCAGGUCAAAGAACCAUUUCCACCCUGGGCCACAGCUCUCUUGGUUCUCCUGGUUCUUCUUGUGGUUUUUGGAGGUCUUUUAUUUUAUUUCCGGCACUAUUUCAUGUCAGGUGAGUAUUACCAAAAGGUGGAGGUGGAUUCAGGGGUGGAGUCUGUCCAGCUGCCCUGCAAAAAUAUAGUUAACUUUCUUAAAAACACUAAUGUGGAGUGGAAAGACAGAGACAACAGGAUGGUCCAUGUGUAUGAGAAUGGCUCUGACCAGCCUGGAGAACAGCACCAGGAUUACAAAGACCGAACAAAGAUAAAGAGAAACCUUCUGAAACCUGUGGACUUCAGUCUGACCCUGAAAUUUCCCACAUACAGAGAUACAAACACCUACACCUGCACCAUCAGCAGGGGGGGAAACAUCCAGAUAAAGAAACGAGUGGAGCUGAAAGUCAGAGGUCAGUGA